This is a messenger RNA of Puntigrus tetrazona (Sumatra barb), 1206 nucleotides long. It is a transcript of the gene jdp2b, whose product is annotated as Jun dimerization protein 2b. Gene Ontology annotation, biological process: regulation of transcription by RNA polymerase II. Bases 164 to 652 code for a protein of 162 amino acids. Gene Ontology annotation, cellular component: nucleus. NCBI's taxonomy places the organism in Eukaryota, Metazoa, Chordata, Actinopteri, Cypriniformes, Cyprinidae. The transcript has 4 exons. The record is from RefSeq and is a predicted model, not a curated record. Gene Ontology annotation, molecular function: RNA polymerase II cis-regulatory region sequence-specific DNA binding; DNA-binding transcription factor activity, RNA polymerase II-specific.
GUUGCUAGGGGGCGUGGCCUAGCGCUCCUGCUGGCGUCACGCGCGGAGAGUUCCGCAUUCCACGGCGCCCAGCGAUACAUAAACGCGCUGAUGCAACGGGAACAGACGCGCAAACGAGCUAAACGGACGAGCGACCGCCGACUCUCAGCAGCGAACAACAGAAAUGAUGCCCGGUCAGAUCCCUGAUCCGCUGAUGACGGCCGGUUCUCUGCCCAGCGUCGGUCCUCUGGCUGGGAUUCCCGCCACCACCCUGACAGACCAGCUCAAACUAGCAGAGCUCUACAGCCUCGGCGCGGUUCUGUCUCCUCUCAUCCUGAACAGACACGCCAAGAGACCGUUCGACGUCAUCAAGGGUGAGGCAGAUGAUGACGAGGAACGCAAGAAGAGGAGGCGAGAGAAGAAUAAAGUCGCAGCCGCUCGCUGUCGAAACAGAAAGAAGGAAAGAACAGACUUUCUCCAGAAGGAGUCUGAGCGCUUGGAGACGCUGAAUUCGGAGCUGAAGUCUCAGAUCGAGGAUCUGAAAUCUGAGCGGCAGCAGCUGAUCGUGAUGCUCAACCUGCACCGGCCCACCUGCAUCGUCCGCACAGACAGCGUGAAGAGCCCCGAGAGCGACGAGCACGUGCUGGACCGGCGUGAGGAGCAGUCCGACUGAACACACACACACACACACACAGCUGAGGCGCUGUCAGGACACUAGCACAAGAAGAAGAGAUGAUGCAGGACAUUCACUCUCAGAGGAAACGGUCUGGGAUUUAUACAUAUAAAAAAAAACACAACAACAACAACAUCCUGUCAGUGUCAAUAUCAGCAUAAAGCAAAAAGGAAGGACAUUUGUGUGGACGACAAACAAACCUCCACGAGAUCACCCAAAAAGCUCAAAGACGUUAGAAAGGCGCUGGUGGAGCUGCAGGCGUCGCGUCUCUCAGUUGAUCUGAGCGCUUCCUCCGGCGGCCUGCAGGCGGCGCUGUCUGAUAAACUCUUCACUGACGCGGGCGUCGCUAAGAACCGAUUGUUUACAGUUGUUUGCAUUGACGCGGUCAAUUGUAUAUUGUACUGUUUAUUGUAUUUACAUUUUUAUUGUGCCAUUACAUGAUACAGAGUAUGUUUUAUGUUCAGGGUGUCUGUUGAACGGCCACUUUUAUUACCAAAUAAUGCUUCUUUGUUACAUGAAGCCCCAUUAAAAUAAAGCCUAUUUUUCAAAUACAA